Messenger RNA from Exophiala mesophila, 3173 nucleotides. RefSeq lists its product as uncharacterized. Gene Ontology annotation, cellular component: nucleus. The transcript has a single exon. Bases 1 to 3021 code for a protein of 1006 amino acids. Gene Ontology annotation, molecular function: mismatched DNA binding; ATP-dependent DNA damage sensor activity; ATP binding. Gene Ontology annotation, biological process: mismatch repair. NCBI's taxonomy places the organism in Eukaryota, Fungi, Ascomycota, Eurotiomycetes, Chaetothyriales, Herpotrichiellaceae. The record is from RefSeq and is a predicted model, not a curated record.
AUGCGCCCUCUUGUCCGGGCUUUGACCACGAACGACCUCCGACUGCUAGACAGUAUCAAGGCUGGCCCUGCUAGCCUUCUAUUUGCAUCACCCCAUCAUGUCGUGGUUUCUUAUCGCCCGACUUUCCGGGCAUGGUUUCCCACUGCGAGUCAGCGCAGGGGAGCCAAAACCACCACCACGAGGAAGGUGAAAGAGCUUCAACAAGGAGCAAUCAAGCCGGAAGCCUUACCCGAUAUGCCUACGGACGAUGAGCCUCAAUAUCCAGCCCUUCUUCAAGAGGUGAAAAAUAACAUGGCCAAAUUUGAGAACUGCAUUCUCCUCACCAAAGUGGGCAAUUUCUACGAACUGUACUUUGACCAGGCAAAGGAAAUCGGAUCCCUCUUGAACCUCAAGGUAUCGUCAAGAAAGACGAAGUUAGGGCCAGUUUCCAUGGCUGGGUUUCCAUACUUCCAGCUGGACAGAUUCCUCAAAACACUUGUGCAAGACCUCAACAAGUAUGUGGCUAUUUGCGACGAAUUCCCCGUCACCGUUUCCAGCAAGGUUAAAUCUGGGGGAAUGCUCUACGACCGAAGAGUCACAAGAGUGGUCACCCCUGGGACUUUGAUCGACGAAAAGUUCCUAGACCCAUACGAGUAUAAUUUUCUAUUGUCGAUUCAUCCAGACCCACUUCCACCUGCAACGCCUCUCGAACCAGAGUCGGCAACCAGUGAAACUGCUGAGCAGACCUUUGGCUUGGCCUGGCUAGAUCUCUCAACAGGGGAUUUCCUCACCCAGUCAACUGUUCGUAGUUCCCUACCAUCUGCGAUUACUCGAAUAUCUCCAAAAGAGCUUGUCCUGCCCCACGACCUUGACGAUGGCAUUCGAGACGAGAUCAGCCAGGUUAUUGGGCACGACCAUAGGCUUCUCACUGAGCAUAAAUACCAGACCCCUUUUACCUCCAUGUCCGAUUGGACUCCCAUGCUCGAAGGCCCUGUGGCAGCUGAUGCCGACGAGAUGUUCUCCAUGGGAGAGAAACUAGCAGGGCAUCGCCUGCUUGACUAUGUUACUCUUCGACUACAGGGUCAAGAGAUCAAGUUACUUCCUCCUCGUCAAAGAGAAUUGCACCAGAUUUUGAGUAUUGAUAGGAACAGCCUGCGAGGUCUGGAAAUCCUGGAAACUUCAAGAGAUGGACUGGGUAAGGGAAGCCUUUUUCACGCAGUUAGGCGGACAGCGACAAAAAGCGGCGCAAGACUACUGCGUGACCGACUGACGUCUCCUUCAGCUUCUCUCGUGGAAAUCGACCAACGCCUAGAUUUGGUGUCGACGUUCAUUGAGUCUGAAGAACUCACAGACUCACUCAUUUUCCGACUUCAGAGGACUUAUGAUGUUCAACGGCUGGUUCAGAAGUUUGCUCUGAACAAGGGCGAUGCCGACGACAUGCUUUCUCUUGGCAAGGCUGUUUCUGAGACAUGCGCUACAUGUGACAUUCUCCAUAACGCAGUUACUACUGCAAAGACCUUGGACCCAGACUCUGCUUCGAAUCACCCACUUGCCAUGCUAGUUGAUCGAUUCGAUCUCGAUGGACCAAGUGCCCUGGAAGCACGGAUAUCUCAAUCGAUCGACGAGGACGGUCUGAUGCGCAAGCAUCGUCUGGAGGAAGACGAAGCUGCUAGUGUGGCCGCGAUGGCUCAAGAAGUCGUUUUAGAAACCGCACCAGAGGAACUUGAGACACUACCGAAAGCGGUCCGUGUUCGGCGUAAAGCAAAUGACGACAUUGAUGGUGAGACCAAGUUGGAUGAACCCUGGAUCAUGAGACGAGACGCGAGCGACUCUCUCUGCCGACUUCAUGAAAAGCUUAGUGGCCUCGAGACCGAGAAAGUCGAGUUGACCAUCCGACUGAGGGAGCAGUUGCAAGCCCCAAGUCUGUUGCUCAAGCACACUCCAGGGCUCGGGCAUAUAUGCCACAUUCGAAGCCCAAGUGCCUUCGAUCGAAAUCAGCUUGAGCUUCUUCAUGCAAGGAUGGUGUCGUCUACCAAAAGUACGCGAUCAUUCUAUCUCGGGGACUGGACUCGGCUCGGUCGUAAUAUUGAGCGAGCAGUCCUCGACAUUCGCGAGGAGGAGAAACGCUUAUUUUCAGACUUGAGAGGACUGGUCAUUAAGAACCUGGUAAAGUUGAGGAGAAAUGCAACAAUCAUGGACGAACUAGACGUUGCCACCGCUUUUGCCACGCUGGCCAAGGAACAAUCAUGGACGCGACCUGUGAUGACGAGAGGAUUAGAACACAAGAUCAUCGGUGGCCGCCACCCGACAGUCAAGCUGGGCUUAGAGGAGCAGGGGCGGUCGUUCGUCAGCAACAAUCUCGUCUUGGACAAUAGCGAGAGAAUCUGGUUGGUCACAGGUCCUAACAUGGGUGGAAAGAGUACAUUCCUACGUCAGAAUGCGUUGUUGACAAUUCUGGCUCAAUCUGGAUCGUAUGUUCCUGCAGCUCACGCGGAAAUCGGACUGGUGGAUCAAAUAUUCAGCCGGAUAGGUGCUGCGGACGAUUUGUUUCGCGACCAGUCUACCUUCAUGGUAGAGAUGCUGGAGACGGCGGCGAUCCUCAAGCAUGCUACUCCUCGGUCAUUCGUGAUCAUGGACGAAGUAGGUCGUGGUACUACACCAGAAGACGGAAUCGCCGUUGGCUAUGCCAGCCUGCAUCAUCUCUAUCACAUCAAUCAAAGUCGGACAUUAUUUGCGACACACUUUCAUGACUUGGCCGACAUGACCAAAGACUGGGAGAAGUUGGCCUGCUAUUGCACCGACGUCGUGGAAGAUGGAUACGGAUCAUUCAAUUUUGUGCACCGAUUGAAGAAAGGUGUCAACAGACACUCACACGCAUUGAAGGUAGCCAAGCUGGCUGGGCUGCCGCCAGUGGCAUUACAAAUUGCAGAGAAGGUUUUGCACCAGCUCCUGCAAGAGAAGUCUACAGACCAUGCUGAUAACACGGGAGCCUGUGUUGAGCUACCACGGUCGAAUGCGCGAGCCGUGGCAGGUGGCGCUUGAGAAUCUCCAGGACACGUUCAUUCUUCUGGAAAUCUAGGAGGCUGCUGAAUCUCACCCUCGGCCGGCCUCGAGUUGGCCAAUGUCCCGCAAUUUUGACAUGUCCUUGCUUCGAUAUUGCUCUCGAAAGCCAACACGCCUUCCUUGACUUGGGU